This is a messenger RNA of Stereum hirsutum FP-91666 SS1, 1352 nucleotides long. RefSeq lists its product as uncharacterized. The transcript is spliced from 5 exons. The coding region runs from base 106 to 1131 and encodes 341 amino acids. NCBI's taxonomy places the organism in Eukaryota, Fungi, Basidiomycota, Agaricomycetes, Russulales, Stereaceae. The record is from RefSeq and is a predicted model, not a curated record.
UCUUCGAACUUUCUUGGGACUGGUCUCCCUUUCCCCAUUUCUUUCUUUCUUUUUACUUGCAUCGACGGCAAGCCAUCUUCGCUCUUUUCACCCUUCGACGUCAUAAUGGUCCAUUUCGCAUCAAGCAGCAGCGCUGCCAGCGCUUUUAUUUUCGCCGCUUUCCUUCCCACUGCAUUGGCUCAUGCAGGCAUCACUUCCCCUCCCAUUCGCUCGCCUGGUCAAAACUUCCUAUCUGCAUGUGGCCAGACAUCUUUUGACUCCGUCAAGGGAGAUCCGACCGGUCAUAUUGAGGAGCAAACUCCUGUUACUGCAGGAUGUGAGCUUACGCUCUGCCGCGGAAUGCUCUUCUCCGAUCAGCCAGCAUCCAAUGUGCAGAAGGUCACCCCCGGACAGAAUAUGGCCAUGGCGGUAGAUUGUACUAUUCCGCAUGGUGGACCCGCCAAUGUUUCUCUCGUCGAUACCACAGCUGGUGGCUCCGGCGAAGUCAUCGGUUCUUUCCUCAAGACCUUCGACGAUUUCUGUCCCACUUCGGGCGGAACGCCAGCUGACCAAUCGAACCUUCAAUUCACCCUCCCGAAUGCAGACGCCGUAGGCUCCAAAUGUCAAACAGCAGGCGACUGCGUCGUCCAGCUCUUCUGGGCCACACCCGAUUUCAGCCAGAACUAUUACUACUGUGUCGACGUCGCGAUGGCUGCUGAUAAUUCGACAUCCUCCGCCGCUGCCUCUGGGAGCGCAUCUGCAUCUGCCUCCUCCUCGACUAGCGCUGCAUCCUCCAAGUCAGCAGCGUCCACCUCUGCUGCCGCGUCUUCGGCGUCAGUUUCCGCCGCCUCUACUUCUUCUGUUUCCUCGGUGGCUUCUUCCUCGGUGGCUUCUUCCUCUGCCGCCUCGGCCUCAGCAUCCGCGUCCGAUGCUGCCUCCACAGCAACAACCGAAGUCGCCACCUUCGUCAGCUCCGUAUCUGCCGUGCUUUCCACCGCUACGUCCACGCCCACGUCUACUGCGACACGAAUGACGACGAGCACCGUUACCGCCGGCGCAAGUGGGACAGCUGCAGAGGCGAAUGGGGCGGUGAGUACGACUGGAGCAUUGACCAGUGGAGCGAGGAGGAGGGUUAGACUGUUUUGGUUCUAGGUCGUGGAAGAAACAAAUGGACGGGAUGGAACUUAGGGUUGGGGCCGUAUCCGAAUGAGUAAGGGAAGUAUGGCUGCAUGAAAGAUGCGAGGCUAUGGACUUUGUGAUGUGUUUCUUUUUUCGUUGGACUUGGACUUUGCCACCCUUAGGUAUUAUAUUUGCUUGGUUUAUCUUGAUGUCGUUGUUCUCAGGAAUUAUGACAGCUAAAUUGUCGCAGUGCC